Molecule: messenger RNA, 819 nt
Organism: Scomber scombrus (Atlantic mackerel)
Lineage: Eukaryota; Metazoa; Chordata; Actinopteri; Scombriformes; Scombridae
Gene: dlx2a
Product: distal-less homeobox 2a
Exons: 3
Coding region: 1-819 (272 amino acids)
Biological process (GO): negative regulation of transcription by RNA polymerase II; embryo development; cell differentiation
Molecular function (GO): RNA polymerase II cis-regulatory region sequence-specific DNA binding; DNA-binding transcription factor activity, RNA polymerase II-specific
Source: RefSeq, a predicted model, not a curated record
AUGACUGGGGUUUUUGAGAACUUAAAUACUGAUAUGCAUUCGAACCAGAUUACCUCAAGCAAUUACCACAGCUUGCACAAAUCGCAGGAGUCCCCGACUCUGCCGGUGUCCACGGCUACGGACAGCAGCUAUUACAACAGCCAUCAGACUGGUCAUCCGUUUGGCCAACUCAGCUCUUACCAGUACCACGGCAGCGCCACGAGCACAGUGCCAUAUAACGCAAAGUCAUACGACCUUGGUUUCAACUCGUCUUACGGUGCAUACAGCUCCUACGGCUCCAACCCCUCUCCUACUCCAGCCGAUACAGAGAAAGAAGAGAGCGAGCCAGAAAUCCGGUUGGUUAAUGGAAAACCAAAGAAGGUCAGGAAACCUCGAACCAUUUAUUCCAGCUUUCAACUGGCUGCACUUCAGCGGCGGUUUCAAAAGACGCAGUAUUUGGCUCUACCAGAACGGGCCGAGCUGGCAGCCUCAAUGGGCCUUACGCAAACACAGGUCAAAAUCUGGUUCCAAAACCGCCGCUCCAAGUUCAAGAAGCUGUGGAAAAGUGGAGAAAUCCCCCCGGAUCAACAUGUUGCGACCAGUGAAUCACCCCCCUGCACGUCUCCACCAACUACUGCCUGGGACUUUCCACAGACUCAAAGAAUGAACAAUGUCAACUCCAGUUUACCUCAGAGCAGCAGCCCUCCCAACACGACUGCGCCUUCAUCAUUUUUGGCAAACUACUCCUGGUACUCAACCACGAACUCUACGACGCAUCUGCAGCCUCCUCUGCUCCAGCACCACCACAACUCCGCCAUAAGUGCUGGGACAAUAUUCUGA